AUGCUCGUCGAUCGUGUUUUGCAAGCUUCAUGGUUGCUGAGUGCCGUCGUCGGGCUGGAGACGCGGUGGCUGCAGCAGCCUAUUGACCACAACAGUCCUGCAUCCGGUACGUUUUCUCAGCGAUACUUAGUCGACGCGAAGGCCGACAAUGGUGGGCCUUUGCUGUUUUUCUGCGGCAACGAGGGUGAUGUGGAGGUCUUCGCGAACUUUAGCAAGUUCCUGGACGAGGCUGCAGCUGCUCUGCAGGGUGAGGUGGUCUUUGCAGAGCACCGCUUUUACGGCCAGAGCUUGCCCUUUGGCCUCGACUUCAGCCUGGAUCACAUCCGGUUCCUAACGGUUGAGCAAGCCUUGGCAGACUAUGCCCGUCUCAUCACGUUUCUGACCGCCUCCAGACAGCGCAAAGUCGUUGCGUUCGGUGGCUCUUAUGGCGGUAUGCUGAGCAGCUGGAUGAGAGCAAAAUACCCAUCGCUUGUGUUCGCUGCUGUCUCCUCCUCCGCACCUUUGCACUUUGACCGAGUUGGCGGGUCCUUCUUCAAACUGAUGACGGAUGCUGCGGAGGAGAUGGACUCCGGCUGCGCUGACAGGGUACGGAUGGGUUUCGCCGCACUCGAGGCAGCGAGUGCUAGUUCACUGCAGCGUGCUUUUGGGCUCUGCAGCCCACCGUUGGACUUGAACGAGCUGGUUUUAUGGGCACGGAAUGCCUUCGUCACUGUGGCCAUGGGCAACUAUCCCUACGCAGGAGAACUUUUCGGCAAAGGCUUGCAGGCCUGGCCACUGCGUGCAGCUUGCCGAGAGCUGCAUGGCCACAAGCCGCUGGAGUCCCUUGCGGCUGCUGUGGGUUCCUACUACAACGCCACAGGGAAGGUGCACUGCCACAACAUCAGCCGCGAGUACCGCGACUGCGCUGAUCAAACCGGUUGUGGAACUGCCGAUGCUGCAUGGGGACGCUCCUGGGACAUCGAAGCGUGCAGACAGAUCGUGUAUUUUACAUCGACGAACAACGUGACCGACAUGUUCCCACCAAGAGCUUGGGGAUUGGAAGAGCUUUCACAGUACUGCAGCGGUGUUUGGCAAAUACAACCGCUGUCCAACUGGUUCUUGCCCUGGUUGUCAUCUGUGAACACCAGCAGCCGCAUCAUCUUCACCAAUGGCCUGCUGGAUCCAUGGCGCGGCGGUGGCGUGAUGCAGUCUCUUUCCAGCACGCUGGUCUCGCUGCAGAUCCCCGGAGGGGCCCACAUCUACGACUUGGCAGGCGACCACGUGGACGACGUUCCGGGAGUUCGCGCCGCCAGGCAGCGCGUGCUGACCAUGCUACGGCUGUGGUUGGGCAUGCCCCACACUGCCGAAUUGGUGGUGCAGAGAAGCGUGUUUGGAGCUGCUUUACGUGCCAUGGUGCCUCCAAAGACUUUUGAGGUGUCUCGCUCGCGGUCUAGGAAAUGGGACCUGGAGGUGAAGAGCAUAAGCCGUGACGGGCAGGACUGCGUUGGUGCCUGUCAUUGGGUGUUCAAGUCAACAUCUCGAUCGAUCCCAACGGACCUCGAAAGUCGCAGUAUGCCGCUGGAUCCUGUGGAGCUCUGGAGCAAGACCAGGAGUGCGGAUGCGCACUCCCGGCCCAGCUGGUCAGUUCCCUCUGCUCGGCCUUGUGCCCUGGAGCAGUGGAGGGACAAAGCUCCAGCAAAGCUGGAGUCCAAGCAGCUACUUGCGGGGCCGAGCUACUGGCAAUCACAUGGCAACGGCCAGGGCCGCUACGGCUGCUCUGCAGGGCAUCUAGCCGCCUCUACCGCUCCCGCCGCUCCCCACCGACAUCAAACCUCGCGCCCUUCCACAGAACAGGCUUCAAGGUUGGAUCGAAGAGGCAGAUGGCGAGAUGGCGCAUCCUAUACCAGCAGCUUAAGAGCCUCGAGCUUGUUCAUUGGGACUUUGGAGGAGGAGCAGAUCCGUGGACGGCACAGUGGGCCAAAGUUCAGCCCAACUGCGGCCAAGAAGCUGCGUGACCUCACGACUGUCAUUCUAACAUCCCGGUAG
Messenger RNA from Symbiodinium necroappetens, 2025 nucleotides. The record is from the annotation of a GenBank genome assembly. NCBI's taxonomy places the organism in Eukaryota, Dinophyceae, Suessiales, Symbiodiniaceae.